CACUCCUUCAAUGAUUUGAAGCCAAAAUCCUCGGAUAGACAUCAAUUUCGAUCUCUAUUGCCUAUAUCCCGCCUCGAAUUGUACCUACUGCUCCCUCCAACGACUUCAGCAAUCCAUCACCAAAAUGUCUUCGGAGACCUACGACAUCGUCAUCAUCGGCGGGGGGACCUCGGGCCUCGUUUUGGCCAACCGCCUCUCUGAGGACCCGGACCUGCAAGUUAUCGUUCUAGAAACCGGCGAAGACCGUAGCGCGGACCCGAACACCCUAACACCCGGUGCUUGGCCGCUGCUGUCGAACUCACCAGCUGACUGGACAUUCCAUACGGCCCCCCAAAAAGAUCUCGCAAGGCAGAUCACAAUCCCGCAAGGUAAAGCUUUAGGAGGCUCUUCCGCAAUUAAUAGUUUCCUCUUUACCCCUACGUCUAAGGCUACCGUGGAAGCGUGGAAGAGCCUGGGUAACGAGGGCUGGGACUACGCGUCAUACGAGGAAGCGAUGAAGAAGUCGUUUACUCUGCAUAAGCACUCGGGUGCGACCGAAGGCAGCGGCCCCCUCCAGCUCACGCUAGCCACACCCGAGAGUCAUUGGGAAAAAGCCUGGAUCGACGGGCUGAAAACCGUAGGAUUGCCGGAAAGCGAUCCCCUCUCGGGCAAUCUCGGCGGACCGAUCAUUGCCCCGGAGUCUAUCGAUCCCAGAACAAAGCAGAGGAGCUACGCUACCAACGCGUAUCUCGAUCCAGUUCGAAAUAGACCAAACUUGGCGAUUCGAACCGAGACCACCGUGACCAAAGUAUUACUCGAAAAGGCUUCACCAACCGGCGAUGCCGUCGCUAAAGGAGUUCAAUUUAUCUCCAAAGACGGAGUUUCCCGCACUAUCGGAGCUCGUAAAGAGGUCGUCAUCUCCGCCGGGGCCAUCAACUCACCCCGAGUCCUCGAGCUCUCGGGCAUAGGCGGGGCUGAUCUGCUCCGGCGUUUGGGAAUCGACGUCGUAGUUGACAACCCACACGUCGGCGAGAAUCUCCAAAACCACCUCUUCACCGGACUAGUGUUCGAAGCACGCGACGAUGUGGAGACUAUCGAUGCCUUUUUCCGCCAGGAGCCCGACGCCGUCGCUCUCGCCAUGCAGAACUACGGUACCAAGGGGACGGGUCCUCUGAGUACCAGCAACAUGAUAACCAUGGCCCAGCUCCCGCUGCCCGAACUGCACACCGAAGACGGACAAAAAGACCUUGAUCGGUUGCUAAGCCUCCUGGAUCCCGACUCGGACGCAACCCGCUCUCCACCGACCACGCCGGUCUUCGCCGCCGCACACCAGGCUUUCGUACGCUCGAUCCUCACAAAUUCCUCGGAACCAGUAGGCAAUUACGUCUUCGGUCCAGCGUACGCGCCAUUCGACGCUCCUAGCCCCACUCAUCGCGCUCCCGGCAAAUACGUCUCCAUCGCGAUCGAGCUGUCGCACCCGCUCUCCCGCGGUUCCGCGCAUAUCACCAGCGCCGCACCGGAGCACGCCAGCACCAACGAAGGUCUAGUUAUCGAUCCUCGCUACCUUUCCCACCCGCUGGACCUCGAGGUACUCGCACGCCAGGUCCGCUUCACGGAGGACAUCAUCAGCCGCUCGGAACCGCUCACACGCUACCUCAAGCCGUAUACUAAGCGGUUUACGGAUCUGGAAGUAACGAAAGAUUACAUUCGCCGGACGGCAGACGGUGCUUACCACUUCACCGGCACAUGCUCGAUGAUGCCACGCGCCAUGGGUGGCGUGGUGGACAACAAACUGCGCGUCUACGGCUGCGCCAACCUCCGCGUGUGCGAUGCGAGCAUCGUACCCCUGGAGCCGACGGCAAACCCCCAAGCAGUCGUCUACGCAGUUGCCGAGCUGGGCGCCGGCUUUAUCAAGGCGGACGUACAGUGAGCGUAGGCAGCGCCCGGAGGGUCUACUGAGUCUUAUGCGUAGGUCGUAUGAGUAGGUCGUGUGAGUAGGUAGAAAGAUGAUGAUAUGUGAAGACUCUUGGAGAUUCUUUGAAGAUUGAUUCCGCGGCGACCGAAAAGAGAAGAAAACCCUCACAAAAAUCCAAGUCACACCUGUCUUUGGUUUUCAUAUCAACUCUUACUUCACACUUGAUACCUAAUCUAGUCUCUGCUGCCGAACCAAUUUUACCUCAAGUACCUUGUCGGAAACCGUCUUUCCGGGCAUGGGAAGACUUAACUAUUCCAAAUAUUGAUCUUCUACUUUAAGUCGUGUACCUUGUAAUGACCCAAGGUAGACUUUGGCAAGGUUAUUUUUAUCACCGUGUUGUCAGGACACCCCGUAGAUCGUUGGUCAGUCAC
Annulohypoxylon truncatum is the source of this 2325-nucleotide messenger RNA. RefSeq names its product GMC oxidoreductase. NCBI's taxonomy places the organism in Eukaryota, Fungi, Ascomycota, Sordariomycetes, Xylariales, Hypoxylaceae. The transcript has a single exon. The record is from RefSeq and is a predicted model, not a curated record. Bases 125 to 1909 code for a protein of 594 amino acids. Gene Ontology annotation, molecular function: oxidoreductase activity, acting on CH-OH group of donors; flavin adenine dinucleotide binding.